AUGAACAAAGCUCUUCUUCUAAAUUGGAAGUGGAGAAUUUUGAAGGAGGACAAAGCAAUUUGGAGUAAAUUUCUCCUCUUGAGAUAUCUCAAUCCAAAACUCAAAGUGUUAGCCUCUUGUGAGGAAGUUCUAAACCGGGAGGAUUCUUCUUGGUGGAAGGAUGUUAUUCUUAACGAUUUCAAAGAGGAGAGUUCCGAUGAGGGAUUCUCCGAUUGGGUCAAUUGCAAGUUCAAGAAAGGCAAUAACACUCUUUUUUGGCAUAGUUGUUGGUUGGGAGAUCAAACUCUUAGUACCUCUUUCCCGUACUUGUUCGAUCUUUCAACCAAUAAGCUUUGUGCGAACAUUGAUGCUAUCGUUGGUAUUGAGCGAAUGCUUCCUCCGGGUUCUUUUGGGGGAGACUCGGCCGGGGCCUCUCAAUUGAGGGACUUAAAUGUUUUAUUAAACGGAAUUGAGCCGGACAACUCCGAUUUUGAUGACUUCCAUUGGAAUCUAACCUCUAACGGUUGUUUUUUGGUUUCUAGUGUCUCUACGGCGGUGUCUAAUGCUAAGGAUUCGGCUUGGAUAACUUCCACAAUCAAAUUGUCGGAUGUUGUUUGGAAGGGAUAUGCUGAUGAAUGUUAA
Vicia villosa (hairy vetch) is the source of this 621-nucleotide messenger RNA. RefSeq lists its product as uncharacterized. The record is from RefSeq and is a predicted model, not a curated record. The transcript is spliced from 3 exons. Lineage: Eukaryota; Viridiplantae; Streptophyta; Magnoliopsida; Fabales; Fabaceae. The coding region runs from base 1 to 621 and encodes 206 amino acids.